Messenger RNA from Pseudocercospora fijiensis CIRAD86, 1249 nucleotides. RefSeq lists its product as uncharacterized. The record is from RefSeq and is a predicted model, not a curated record. Gene Ontology annotation, molecular function: hydrolase activity. The transcript has 4 exons. Lineage: Eukaryota; Fungi; Ascomycota; Dothideomycetes; Mycosphaerellales; Mycosphaerellaceae. Bases 100 to 1233 code for a protein of 377 amino acids.
CAACUUGAACAAAGAUCAUGACGCGGCACUAGCGUCCAGCAUUUCCAUGCCAGCAUACGCAACUCAAGAACAGUGCCUCGAAGAGAAGUGCCAUGAAUCAUGAACGAGCCGACAUAUUCAUUCACCGUCCCUUCGAUCCACGAUGACACAAGUCUCGACUGCAGGAUAUAUCACCCAAAAGACGUAUUCAGCAUUCUUCAAUCCAGUGAAGCGCGUUUGAGAGGCGCAAUCGUUGCCCACCCGUAUGCACCCUUAGGUGGAUGCUACGAUGAUGAGACUGUGCUUUCGGUCACAGAAUGUCUCUUGAAGCAAGGCUACGUGGUGCUUACUUUCAACUUCAGGGGAGCAGGCGGUUCUGCUGGCAAGACAUCCUGGACUGGCAAACCGGAAGUGGAUGAUUACAGUACCGUGAUUGGGCUAGCAGUGUACUAUCUGCAAAAUUUGAAACGCGACGUCGAGACGGACAAUGGAUCAAAACUUCCCAUUGACCUUCUACUCGCAGGAUACUCCUUUGGCUCAUUAAUCCUGGCCCGACUCCCAUCUGUGCCCAUUAUCCUCCAGAGAUUCGAAAGCGCCGAGAAAGGCACAGCAGCAUCAGAGAUCUUCUUGCGAGCACGAACUCUGGCCAAACAGACUCGACAAGCCUCACAGGAGUCGCGAGCCACAAAGGAUCGUGAUGAGGAUCGCACCGAUGGUGCCUCACGUACCAGAUCGCUGCGAAGCGCGCUGGUGAACAUCGGUGGCGAAGAGAGUAGCAGCUCAGAACGGCGAAGAAGCCGAGACUCAAGACGAAGCGCAGAGAUCAUAAGCGAAGUGCCGCACCAGAUCAAGUCGCAUAUCAAGCGGCAUUCACGUCACCAGCAUAACUUAGACGAUACCAAUAUCGAGGCCGGCGAUCAUCCCAUCGCUGUCCAGUAUCUCCUCAUUUCGCCGGUCUUGGUGCCGCUCACAACCAGUUUGCUCUCACCAGGAAUCCCCUUCACAUCCGGCACAGCGACAGAUCAGCAGGACGCCGGGACGCUGUCUUUGAAAUGGCCCACUCUCAUCACAUUUGGAAGUUCAGAUACAUUUACAUCAAGCAAAAAGCUCAGAAUGUGGUCGGAAAAGCUGGCAGAGCAGUCGUUGGGCAGGCUUGAAUGGACGGAAAUUUCAGGUGCAGGUCACUUCUGGCGCGAGAAAGGAGUUAUGCGUGCUUUGCAGGAGGAUAUUAUCUCGUGGCUGAACAAGCCAUGAAUAUGCCAUUUCCUAC